This is a messenger RNA of Trematomus bernacchii (emerald rockcod), 1849 nucleotides long. RefSeq names its product connexin 39.4 (gene gja4). Gene Ontology annotation, biological process: cell communication. The transcript is spliced from 2 exons. NCBI's taxonomy places the organism in Eukaryota, Metazoa, Chordata, Actinopteri, Perciformes, Nototheniidae. Bases 195 to 1346 code for a protein of 383 amino acids. Gene Ontology annotation, cellular component: connexin complex. The record is from RefSeq and is a predicted model, not a curated record.
CAAAGAAGCAGGCAUGGGAAAGUUCUCCGCACUUUUUCCGAUUACAUCGAUUCUUUUUAAAGAAGGCAUAACACAAACCGACUGCUUAUUGCCACCGUAGGCAGCGGAGGGAGACAUUAAAGUACACUGAGUGCUGAGACCAGUACGCCAAUAAGGAGACAAACCCCGCUUCACGAGAGAGAAAGGAGCAGAGGAUGUCCAGAGCUGACUGGUCCUUCCUGGAGCACCUACUGGAGGAGGGUCAGGAGUAUUCAACAGGCGUUGGCCGAGUCUGGCUUACUGUCCUCUUCCUGUUUCGCAUGCUGGUGCUGGGAGCCGCUGCAGAGUCUGCUUGGGACGACGAGCAAGCCGACUUUGUCUGCAACACGAAACAACCUGGCUGCCCUGCCGUGUGCUACGACAAAGCCUUCCCCAUCUCCCACUUUCGCUACUUUGUCCUCCAAGUCAUCUUCGUGUCCACGCCGACCAUCUUCUACUUUGGAUAUGUGGCUAUAAGGGCUGGGAAUGCCAAGAGAAAAGAGGAGGAUGCGAAGGAGGCGGAAGAAGGUAGUGGAGGACGCAAGAAAGGAAAAAUAGAAGUCAAAUGGGGCAAUACAAGUGCGACUAAAGACAAUGCACAAGAGAAGGAGAAACAAGAGGGUGGUGGGAAACGUGGAAGAGCGGAAAAAGCUCCACCGGAGGCUCCUAAACUGAAAGGCAGGUUGCUGUGUGCAUACGCAUUCAGCAUCCUGCUAAAAGUCCUCUUAGAAGUUGGCUUCAUCCUCGGGCUGUGGUUUAUUUACGAUGGUUUCAUCAUUGCAGCGAAGUUCAAGUGCACGGCGUCCCCCUGUCCUCACACGGUGGACUGCUUCGUUUCUCGACCCACGGAGAAGACCAUCUUCACCAUCUACACUCAGGUGAUCGCUGCCAUCUCUUUGCUACUCAACAUCAUAGAGCUCCUCCACCUCCUUCAGCUUGCCAUCUCCCAUCGGCUGGAGAAACGCUACCAUGCCGAGCAACAAGACUGCCUACCUCGGGCAGAGCAGGUACCGGCCCAACAGGAGGCUCCAGAACUCCCAACGGAGCCAUCAGAGCCGUACAAUGCAGGGGGUCAUGUCAACUUACCCGUCCAGGGAGAAGCCACAUGCUACCCAAACCCCUGUGAAAGCUACGGGGAUCUGGCUAUAGAGGUGAACUGGGGAUCUAGGGAGAAUAUGAAUGACCUUCUUCCCAGUUACGUGAACUGCAUGGGGGCUAUGAGGACAUCCCAUAACCCCAGAGUCCAUUAUAAAAAACAUGCACAUCACAAUGGGAAAAACAGUAAGCCUGCCCAUAAAGCACACUCAAAGCAGAAGCAUUAUGUGUGAGGCAGUCAGAUGUGGUAAUGUAUUGUUUAUCACCAUGAAAGCUUUGUUUAGUCUUCCAGUUUUUUUUUUUUUUUUAGAUAAAUGUAAUCCUGCACAUGACACUUGACUGUCAGGAGUGCACUGUGAGAGCUUAAACGAAGGAGAAACGAAGAACAGCUACUGCACUGUGAUCCUGAUGCCUCGGAGGCAGGAAAGCAAACAGCGAUUUACCAGAUAAAUGGAACUAUUCAAAACACAAGAUUCACUCCCCAAGGCAAACAAAAGGACACUACACUAUGAGAGAAGACUGCAGUCAUAAGAUGCCACAAUGUCUCAUUUUAGGGCUUUUAGGGCUGAAUGCUACAGUGGAAAAAAACUGUGCAAUGGGGGGUCUGCCGAUGGGCUGGGGAUAUUCCAUGAUCGUGUUUGAGGGAGUAUUAAGAUGAAACAGAUUUAAGCGUAUUCCUCUGAGAUUUGCACUGCAACCCCUAGAGUACUUUAAGACCCCCCCCCCCCCCCUCCUC